Mandrillus leucophaeus (drill) is the source of this 3486-nucleotide messenger RNA. Its product is annotated as sodium-driven chloride bicarbonate exchanger-like. Gene Ontology annotation, cellular component: plasma membrane; basolateral plasma membrane. The transcript is spliced from 12 exons. Gene Ontology annotation, molecular function: sodium:bicarbonate symporter activity; solute:inorganic anion antiporter activity. Gene Ontology annotation, biological process: bicarbonate transport; regulation of intracellular pH; monoatomic anion transport. The record is from RefSeq and is a predicted model, not a curated record. Bases 1 to 1470 code for a protein of 489 amino acids. NCBI's taxonomy places the organism in Eukaryota, Metazoa, Chordata, Mammalia, Primates, Cercopithecidae.
AUGUCUACUGAAAAAGUAGCAAAAUCUACGGAGGAGAGCUUUAUUUCUAAAAGGGGGUGUAACUGUGUGGAACCGCAUAAUCCCAGCAAUGAUACAUUGAAGGAAUGGAGGGAAUCUAAUAUUUCUGCCUCUGACAUAAUAUGGGAGAAUCUAACUGUGUCAGAAUGCAAAUCAUUGCAUGGAGAGUAUGUUGGACGGGCCUGUGGCCAUGAUCACCCAUAUGUUCCAGAUGUUCUAUUUUGGUCGGUGAUCCUGUUCUUUUCCACAGUUACUCUGUCAGCCACCCUGAAGCAGUUCAAGACUAGCAGAUAUUUUCCAACCAAGGUUCGAUCCAUAGUGAGUGACUUUGCUGUCUUUCUUACAAUUCUGUGUAUGGUUUUAAUUGACUAUGCCAUUGGGAUCCCAUCUCCAAAACUACAAGUACCAAGUGUUUUCAAGCCCACCAGAGAUGAUCGUGGCUGGUUUGUUACACCUUUAGGUCCAAACCCAUGGUGGACAGUAAUAGCUGCUAUAAUUCCAGCUCUGCUUUGUACUAUCCUAAUUUUUAUGGACCAACAGAUUACAGCUGUCAUCAUCAACAGAAAAGAGCAUAAGCUAAAGAAAGGUUGUGGGUACCAUCUGGACCUAUUAAUGGUGGCUGUCAUGCUCGGUGUAUGCUCCAUCAUGGGCCUGCCAUGGUUUGUGGCUGCCACAGUCCUCUCCAUCACUCAUGUCAAUAGCCUAAAACUGGAAUCAGAAUGUUCAGCUCCAGGAGAACAACCCAAAUUUCUCGGCAUUCGGGAGCAAAGGGUUACAGGGCUUAUGAUUUUUAUUCUUAUGGGUUCAUCAGUCUUUAUGACCAGUAUUCUGAAGUUUAUUCCCAUGCCAGUGCUAUAUGGAGUGUUUCUUUAUAUGGGUGCUUCAUCUCUAAAGGGAAUUCAGUUCUUUGAUAGGAUAAAGCUCUUCUGGAUGCCUGCAAAACAUCAACCAGAUUUUAUAUACCUAAGGCAUGUACCACUUCGAAAAGUGCAUCUCUUCACGAUUAUUCAGAUGAGUUGCCUUGGCCUUUUGUGGAUAAUAAAAGUUUCAAGAGCUGCUAUUGUCUUUCCCAUGAUGGUGUUAGCCCUGGUAUUUGUAAGAAAGUUGAUGGACUUGUUGUUCACGAAGCGGGAACUCAGCUGGUUGGAUGAUUUAAUGCCCGAGAGUAAGAAAAAGAAACUGGAAGAUGCUGAAAAAGAAGAAGAACAAAGUAUGCUAGCUAUGGAAGAUGAGGGCACAGUACAACUCCCAUUGGAAGGACACUAUAGAGAUGAUCCAUCUGUGAUCAAUAUAUCUGAUGAAAUGUCAAAGACUGCCUUGUGGAGGAACCUUCUGAUCACUGCCGAUAACUCAAAAGAUAAGGAGUCAAGCUUUCCUUCUAAAAGCAUUGAAAGCCGAAAAGAGAAGAAAGCUGACUCAGGGAAAGGUGUUGACAGGGAGACUUGUCUAUGACUCGAUCUUCAAUUUAUUUUUUACAUAUAUAUGAGAAGAGUGUCACAAUUAUUAAUAAAACUGCUUUGAUCAUGUAGUGUAAAUUCUGUCCCUCAACCCAAAUCCACCUUCACACUGUAAGUAGUGCAAUACUUGUUUCAUUUCUGUGUUUAAACUUCUGAGCAGUGAGACACCCCUGCGAGCAGAUACAAUAGCCAAGGCAAGAAUCUGUGUGUUCCUUGCUGUACCUUAGACAUUUGUAAACUGGAUUCUGAUUGUCAGUUUUAUGAGAGCAAUAGCUUCCUUAAAGAGAUAAGUCAUAUUUACCUAGUUUGUAUUUUCCUACUUUAGUGACCUGAAGAUGCCUGAUAAUUUCAUUCAGAAGAAUUUUUGAAAGGUUGUCUUACUUCUUUUUAGUUUUUAUAGCUUAGUGUUAGUGACUUAUUUCAAAAGACCCAAAUCAAAAAGUUAGUUUGAAAGCAUUUUUUAAUAAUUGUAUUUAUGCAUUUCCUUGAUUUAAUAUGAUACAUUUAAUACUUAACAAUUUGUAUGUAACUAAAACUUAAAGUCACUUGAAAAACUAUAUAGAAACCUAUUUACAACUUGUUAAGGAGAAUCAGACAUAAUGCAGAGUUAAGUAGUAUUUGCUUAAAAUUCAAGUUGUGACUAAUGAUCAAAUACUAGGCUUGUACGAAAUGCUUUAGAAAAACUUUGUAACGGUUUUGUGGGAUUUUUCAAUAUAAACCUUUAUCAGAAAUAUGCUAAGUUUGUCUCCCACUGACAACAGAUGUUUUCCAAAUAAACAUAUACUUGUGGAAUGCCACAUGGUGAAUCAUUGUAUGUGAAAUUCCACUCCUGUACAGUUACUCUGCGGCUAAUGGUCAUGCACUGCUUAAUGCUGAUCCUGAAUCAUGUUCUCAUGUUAGACCAACAGGUGUCCAAUUGUCAUUUUUUCCUGCAGUUUUUUUUCCACUUUUAAAUUAAAUGCAUGUUGUGGAAAAACAGUCUUUUAAAAGAAAAUUUCAGAUUCUAUUUGAGAAGGUUCUGUAGAUAUUUCAGUCCAUAUAAAAUAAUACAUCUUUACUAAACUUAUAUAAGGGGAGAGAAAGUUAAGAAGUUUUGGACAUUACUAAAAAUACAGUAUUUCAUUUCACUUUCAAUGAAUGUGAAGUUAAUAAAACUAAAUCUCAUAAUGCUCUUGCUUCCUAAGAAUGAGCAGUAAUCAUCAACUUUAUAAUACUCCAAUAUUCCGUUACAAUAAUUCAGAGCCCUGUGGCUUUUACAGACUGUUAAUUAUGUACUCUGCUUGGAAGUGCACAUGAAAAGUGAGGAAAAGUUCCGCUUGUGAUUAAACUAACGAGAGGAAAUAAAAUCGACAAAGCCUCCAUUAAGUUCUACAUUUUGAUACCUUUUAAAAAUUCCCCUCACAAUUCUUUAAGGAGCCCCCCUUUUUAUGGAACAUGAGCCUAAAAUUUAUAGAAAGAAGAAUUUUAAGUUAAUAAAGUUCAUAUUUAUAAGUGCUGAAAAAAUACAGAAACUUUCUGUUCCAAAUGUGUUGCCUUUGUGUAUUUUAUAAUACAGAUACAACAUUGUAAACAUUUUCAUUGUUUUAUGAUUUAGCCAGUGAUUCCCCAAAGCAGUCUCUUAGUGUUUUAAUAUAUUAAUAACUGUUCUGUUGAAAAUGAUCAUAGUGAAUUUAAAUCUUCACAUGAUCACCUAUUUGAAUAAGCAAUCAUAUCCAAUGAAAUUCUGUAUUUCUGAGUAUUUUUAUAGUCAAUUUGUUCUUGUGUGAAUUUUAAAGCUAUCCCUAUGUUAAUCCUAAUAUUUUGAAAUCAUAUAAAAUAUAAGAAAAAUGUAGUAUUAUAUAUUUACUUCUAAUUUCAGAUUCCUGGUCAAAAUUACUGAAUAUCUUGAAUGUAAUUUAGCGAAAAGUUUAAGUAAUGUGUAAAUGUGACUAGGAUAUUGUGUUUUUCACAAUUAAGAAAUGUUAUGUGGAAAUAAAUAUUUAUCCUAACUAAUUUCCUUGCACAUUUUAAA